This is a messenger RNA of Arabidopsis lyrata subsp. lyrata, 2919 nucleotides long. Its product is annotated as receptor-like protein 12. Gene Ontology annotation, molecular function: protein binding. Lineage: Eukaryota; Viridiplantae; Streptophyta; Magnoliopsida; Brassicales; Brassicaceae. Bases 1 to 2919 code for a protein of 972 amino acids. The transcript has a single exon. The record is from RefSeq and is a predicted model, not a curated record.
AUGAGUUUCCUCCUUCGUUUCAUUUAUUUUGUUUUCAUCGUUUUAAGUUUUCUAAACACGUUUGUUUCUCCUACACAAGACCAAUGUCAUCCCGACCAAAGAGAUUCUCUUCUUGAGUUCAAAAAUGAGUUUGGGAUUCAGAAGCCUGAUUUUGGUGAUUUAGAAGUCUCCUUUUAUCCGAAGACAGAAUCAUGGGCGAAUAAAAGUGACUGCUGUUCUUGGGAUGGUAUCACUUGUGAUGCUAAGUCGGGCAACGUGAUCGGACUAGAUCUUAGUUCCAGCUGCCUUCAUGGCCGGCUCAAAUCCAACAGUAGUCUUUUUAGAUUGCGUCAUCUCCGUGAUCUGAGCCUCGCUUACAACAACUUCACUGCUUCUCCAAUCCCAGCUGAUCUUGAUAAACUCGUGGGGCUAGAAAACCUUAACCUCUCUUAUUCUUCACUUUCAGGCCAAAUUCCAACCAAGCUUCUUCAACUAACCAAGUUGGUGUCUCUAGAUCUUUCUACUUCUUCCUUUUUAUCCGUUGAUGAAUCAUUUCUUCGACUACUAGCUCGAAACUUGGCGAACCUUAGAAAACUGGAUAUGAGCUACGUAAACAUUUCUUCAAAACUCCCCCACGAGUUUUCAAACAUGUGGUCUCUAAGAUCGCUACGUCUUGCCAACUGCAACCUGUUUGGAGAAUUUCCUAACAGUGUCCUUUUGAUACCCAACUUAAAGGCCAUUAGCUUGGACCACAAUCCAAAUCUGAGAGGCAAUUUUCCCGCUUUUGGUGAAAAUAACUCUCUGCGAAUCUUAAGCUUUUUCGAAACAUCCUUUACAGGUACCAUACCUGACUCUAUCACCAACCUCAAACAUUUGACUUACUUGUCCCUUUCCAACUCUAAUUUUUUGGGGAAGAUUCCGUUUUCACUUGGGAAUCUUUCUCAUCUUUCCUAUCUCGAUCUUUCUUUUAACAACUUUGUUGGUGAAAUACCCUCUUCACUUGGCAAUCUAAAACAAUUGACCGUUUUUGAUGUUUGGAGUAACAAGCUCAGCGGUAACUUACCCUCUGAAUUACUCAAUUUAACUCAACUACGUUCUAUGACUCUCUGUUAUAAUCAGUUGUCAGGUUUCCUUCCACCUAACAUUAGCCAACACUCCAAACUAGAGGGUUUUUUCGCCCGUAAGAAUUCGUUUUCAGGACACUUUCCUUCCUCCCUAUUCAAGCUUCCCUCAUUGACUGAUAUCUAUUUGGAUUAUAACCAACUCAGCGAUCUCGUUGGGAUUGAGAAUGUCUCUUUGUUGCCUAGUUUACAAACCUUUUAUAUUGGCAAUAACAAUUACAGAGUUAGUCCAAUUGACUUAAAUGUCUUCUCGCCCCUCAAGCAGCUAAUUGGAUUCUCUCUCUCAGGCAUCCCUCUUUCAUCAACAAACAUCACUUCUGAUUCAGAUUUCCCAUCGCAUUUGGAAAGUUUGGACUUGUCACGCUGCAACAUUACUGAGUUCCCUGAGUUCAUAAGAAACCAAAGAAAUCUACAUUCUCUAGACAUUUCCAACAACAAAAUCAAAGGUCAAGUACCAGACUGGUUGUGGAAGCUACAAGAAUUGUCAUAUUUGAAUCUUUCAAGGAACUCUCUCAGCAGUUUCAAGGGAUCUUUAAAUGUUUCUACUGGGUGUCAAGUCUCUGUCGUAGAUCUAAGUUCAAAUACUUUCCAAGGACCUAUCUUCAUCCCAUCAAGAUUCAUCCGAUAUUUGUUUGGCUCCAAGAAUAACUUCACCGGAGAAAUACCUCGAUCAAUAUGUGGACUAGGUUCUCUACUCGUCCUUGAUCUAUCAAACAACAACCUCCAUGGAUCAGUUCCUCAGUGUUUAGGAGAUCACAUCCGUUCUCUUUCAUAUCUGAACCUUCAUAACAAUCACCUCAGUGGAAGUCUUCCUGAUAUAUUUAUGAACGCCAAGGAUUUGAGGUCACUUGAUGUCAGUCACAACCGCUUCGUAGGUAAACUCCCAAUUUCUCUAAAUGGUUGCCUAAACCUAGAAGUUCUGAACGUGGGAAGCAACAAAAUCAACGAUACUUUUCCAUUCUGGUUAAGUUCUCUGCAAAAGCUACAAGUUCUUGUGCUCAGCUCAAAUUUGUUCCAUGGUGCGUUACAUCAACCCAAAGUUAAUUUUGGGUUUCCUCAUCUACGGAUCAUUGAUGCAUCACAUAAUGACUUCACUGGAAUGAUAAGGUCAGAUUACUUCAUGAAUUGGAGUGCCAUGUACUCAAAUGAAGACAACACGCGAUUGAAGUACUUGGGAGAUAACAGUUACUACUACGAUUCAAUUGUCUUGAUGAGCAAAGGAAUAGAAAUGGAGAUGGAACGUAUCCUCACAAUCUACACAGCCAUUGAUCUUUCUGGAAACAAAAUCCAUGGAAAGAUUCCUGAAUCUCUAGGUUUGCUGAAAGAACUUCAUGUUCUCAAUUUGUCAAGAAAUGCUUUCACGGGCCACAUUCCAUCAUCUUUCGCAAACCUUACGUCGCUUGAAUCACUGGACUUAUCAGAAAACAGGAUUUCAGGAGAGAUCCCUCCAAAGCUCGGGGACCUCUAUUCCCUUGGGUGGAUAAAUGUUUCACAUAAUCAGCUUGUGGGUUCAAUACCGCAAGGCACACAAUUUCAACGGCAAAAUUGCUCAUCGUACGAGGGAAACCCCGGACUGUAUGGUCCUUCUCUUAAGGAUGUUUGUGGAGAUAUCCAUGCGCCAACAUCUCAACAAUCCAGACUGCCAGAUUCAGGAAAAGAAGAAGAAGAGGAAUGGUUGAGUUGGGUAGCAGCAGGGUUAGGCUUAGCACCUGGAUUUGUAUUUGGAUUGACGAUUGGAUACAUAAUAGCUUCAUACAAACAUGAGUGGAUCAUAAAUAAUUUUGGCCAAAACAAGCGCCGGGGAAACCGAGCUAGUUAG